Cooperia oncophora is the source of this 327-nucleotide messenger RNA. The record is from the annotation of a GenBank genome assembly. NCBI's taxonomy places the organism in Eukaryota, Metazoa, Nematoda, Chromadorea, Rhabditida, Trichostrongylidae.
CUGAUUUCCAGAUAUCUAGAGGUGUGUCGUAAGGUGAUUGUGGACGACCUGCAACUGGCGCGUGCUGCUGUUCCGUGCUUUCCACCUGACUAUCAAAUCUAUGACAGAUUCGUUCAUAUGUACCACAAUUGCGUGUGUAAAAGACUCCGCGAAAUUGCAGCAGAGCGAAUGGAGAAAAGCGAGUUAGUACAAUUAUUGAGUUGGAUUCAAACAUAUGGCGGUGAAGAGCUACUUGGUAAUCGCCGUUUACAAAUCAAUACAGUUGCGCUGCUGGAUGAUGUUCCUGUACUCUCCAGAUCCACUCUUAACACACUUUACGACAGGUGA